Molecule: messenger RNA, 1101 nt
Organism: Trichomycterus rosablanca
Lineage: Eukaryota; Metazoa; Chordata; Actinopteri; Siluriformes; Trichomycteridae
Gene: cryz
Product: crystallin, zeta (quinone reductase)
Exons: 9
Coding region: 82-1068 (328 amino acids)
Cellular component (GO): cytosol
Molecular function (GO): quinone reductase (NADPH) activity; NADPH binding; zinc ion binding
Source: RefSeq, a predicted model, not a curated record
UAUUUACGAAAUCGCGGUAUAUGUUUUUAAAGGUUCAAAGUCUAAACCAGUGUGCACAUUUUGUGUUCUCCACCACCCAACAUGGCUUCAUUAAAAGUAAUGAAAGCUAUAAGGGUGUCUGAAUUUGGAGCUCCUUCUGUCCUCAAGCUCUGCUCAGAUCUACCUGUGCCCAGUCCAGGUGCCAGACAGGUACUGAUACGUGUGCACACCUGUGGAGUUAAUCCAGUGGAGACAUACAUUCGGUCUGGAUCAUACGCCCGGAAGCCCAGCCUGCCCUACACCCCCGGAUCUGAUGUGGCUGGUGUGGUGGAGGCUGUGGGAGAUGGAGUUUGCUUUUUGCAGACAGGCGAUCGAGUCUUCACCACCAGCACUGAGACCGGAGGAUACGCUGAAUACACCGUCGCCUCAGAAGCCACCGUGCACAGACUACCUGACUCUCUAGAUUACAAGCAGGGUGCCGCCAUCGGAAUCCCAUAUUUCACCGCCUACCGGGCUUUAAUUCAUAAGGCGCGAGCCAAAGCAGGAGAGACGGUUCUGAUUCAUGGAGCCAGUGGUGGGGUUGGAAUCGCAGCAUGUCAGCUGGCACGAGCUUUCGGCUUAAAGGUUCUGGGCACCGCCGGCACCCCUGAGGGUAUGAAGCUAGCGCUUGACAACGGCGCCCACAUGGCCUUCAACCACAAAGAACCAGACUACCUAGAUAAAAUCCAGGCUGCUACCGAUGGCCACGGUGUUCAUGUGAUUGUGGAGAUGCUGUCGAACGUAAACCUGAGCAAUGACCUGAAACUGCUGGCGUUCGGUGGCAGAGUGAUGAUUGUCGGAUGCAGGGGUCCAGUUGAGAUUAACCCCCGAGACAUCAUGACCAAAGAGUCCAGUGUUGUUGGCGUGGCUUUGUUCCAUGCUGCAAAGGAGGAGACGGCAGAGACGGCAGCCGCGUUGUUCGCCGGGAUGGAAGCUGGAUGGCUCAGACCUGUGGUUGGUGCAGAAUAUAAACUCGAUAAAGCAGCUCAAGCCCAUGAGGACAUCAUGAACAACCAUGGGGCUUCUGGGAAAAUGGUUCUGAUCGUGUAAAAAUAAAUAAAAUCCUGUACUCAAAUCAUACAA